AUGGGGUCAGGUGGAGAAGGAGCAGAAGGCGAAUCGCAAGCACUACUGCCGGGACCACCAGGGCGAGAUGGACGGGAAGGACCUCGAGGGAAGCCAGGAAUGCAAGGGGAAGAUGGUCUGCCAGGACCACGAGGGAUACCAGGACCACCAGGUCAACAAGGUGAGCCAGGUAUCAGAGGAGAAAAAGGACCGAAAGGAUUGAAAGGUCCACGAGGGCCACAAGGAACCGCAGGGGCUAUGGGAGCAGGAUAA
Cercopithifilaria johnstoni is the source of this 252-nucleotide messenger RNA. Lineage: Eukaryota; Metazoa; Nematoda; Chromadorea; Rhabditida; Onchocercidae. The record is from the annotation of a GenBank genome assembly.